AGUUUAAAACCAUCCGUCAAAUACAGCGCAUGCACCUCAUCAAUGUCAAAUCCUUGUGGACGCCAUUGUGAUCUUUAACGACUUUGGUAGAACGCCACAGUAAUCCGUGAAUCUCUGUGCCAUCGUGGAAUUUUAUUAAAUUUGGUUGCUAGGAUCCACUAAUUGAAGUCAUGGCUGCGGAACAAGAGAUGCCCACUUUCAAGUGUGUACUUGUAGGAGAUGGCGGUACAGGCAAAACUACAUUCGUUAAGAGACACUUAACUGGUGAAUUCGAAAAAAAAUAUGUAGCAACAUUAGGUGUGGAAGUGCAUCCCUUAGUAUUCCAUACAAACCGAGGGCCCAUUAGAUUUAAUGUCUGGGAUACAGCGGGGCAAGAAAAGUUCGGUGGCUUACGCGAUGGAUAUUAUAUUCAAGGGCAGUGUGCUAUUAUCAUGUUUGAUGUAACUUCUCGAGUAACCUACAAAAAUGUACCGAAUUGGCAUAGAGAUCUCGUCAGAGUAUGUGAAAAUAUACCAAUUGUACUCUGUGGCAAUAAAGUUGAUAUAAAGGAUAGGAAAGUUAAAGCCAAGAGCAUUGUAUUCCACCGAAAGAAGAAUUUGCAGUAUUAUGAUAUUUCGGCCAAGUCAAAUUACAACUUUGAAAAACCUUUCCUUUGGCUUGCAAGAAAACUGAUUGGAGAUCCUAAUUUAGAAUUUGUGGCCAUGCCUGCGUUAGUACCUCCAGAAGUACAAAUGGACCCCCACUGGCAGCAGCAAAUCGAGGACGACCUCAAAAAAGCCCAGGAAACUGCCUUGCCGGAUGACGAUGAGGAUUUCUAAACAAUUUUCCCCUUAUGUAAUUAAAUAAAUUUCAAAUGACUGUUAAGAACAGCAGUUGUUCAUGUUUCAUUUGUGUAAAUUCCAUGGCAUGAACAGUUUUUUUUUAUUAUAACUUUAAAAAUUAAGCUACUGAUAUUUUUAGGUGUUAACAAUAACAAUUUUCUAGUUUGUAUACUUUUA
Molecule: messenger RNA, 998 nt
Organism: Cylas formicarius (sweet potato weevil)
Lineage: Eukaryota; Metazoa; Arthropoda; Insecta; Coleoptera; Brentidae
Gene: Ran
Product: GTP-binding nuclear protein Ran
Exons: 3
Coding region: 171-818 (215 amino acids)
Biological process (GO): ribosomal subunit export from nucleus; protein import into nucleus
Cellular component (GO): cytoplasm; nucleus
Molecular function (GO): GTPase activity; GTP binding
Source: RefSeq, a predicted model, not a curated record